This is a messenger RNA of Strongylocentrotus purpuratus (purple sea urchin), 660 nucleotides long. RefSeq names its product arrestin domain-containing protein 3-like. Lineage: Eukaryota; Metazoa; Echinodermata; Echinoidea; Camarodonta; Strongylocentrotidae. The transcript is spliced from 4 exons. Gene Ontology annotation, biological process: protein transport. Bases 1 to 660 code for a protein of 219 amino acids. The record is from RefSeq and is a predicted model, not a curated record. Gene Ontology annotation, cellular component: cytoplasm.
AUGGGGAAGUUAAAGGUAUUUGAAGUUCUCCUGACUGGCAACCAAGAAGUAUAUAAGCCGGGAGAUGUUGUACAGGGAGAAGCAAGGAUAGUUGUAUCAGAAGAAAAGGGAGAUAUUCGUGACAUUCGAGUCAAAUGCGUUGGUAAGUCGUUCACAUGGUGGUCAAAGCGCGAGUGGCUUGGAUGGGGCCUCGCAACAAGGGAGGUGACCUACUACACCAAACAUGAAUACUUCAGAGAGGAGAUCACGCUACAAGGUGCAGGAAAUGAUAACAGUGCUGCAAACCGAAUCACACUGACUGCUGGGGAGCAUCGAUUUCCCUUCCAGUUCGAGAUCCCAAAUACGACUCUGCCUCCGCCAUUUGAAGAUCCUUUUGGGCAUGUAAGGUACUACGUCAAGGGCACCAUAGGCCGACCGUGGAAAAUUGAUCAUCGCACUCAGAAGCUAUUCAGCAUCGUCACUGUAAAGGAUCUGAACUACGAGUUAAACGUAUUGACAAUACUGCGGAAGAGAUUCAUCGGCAAGAGGGGCUAUGUAAAAGUCUUUGGGAUUAAUGCUUUUGCUGUACCAUAUGAGUUCCUCUUAGUCACCAAGUUGAGAAGACAGUGUGUUGCCUCUGCUGUCCUUCAGGACCCGCCUUUUUCUGAAGGGACUCAUUGA